UCGUCGAGAUGGCGUUGGUUUUGGCGCUCUUCGCGCUUUUAGUGUCGCUUCUAUUGUUUUCCGCCCGACGACGUCAUAGCUACUGGCAACGUCGCGGUAUACCCCACGAUGUGCCACACCCAAUUUGGGGCAAUAUCGGCGAUUGGCCAAAAAAAAAACAUAUCGCGUACGUUUUUAAGGACUACUAUAACAAGUACAAGAGUUCAAAGAGUCCCUUUGCUGGUUUCUAUUUCUUUUUUACGAAAACUGCCGUGCUCACCGACUUGGAAUUAGUCAAACGUGUGCUAGUCAAAGACUUCAAUCAUUUUGAGAAUCGGGGAGUGUUCUAUAAUGAAAUUGAUGAUCCCCUCUCAGCCACAUUAUUCAGCAUUGAGGGGCAAAAGUGGCGUCACCUGCGCCAUAAGCUGACACCCACGUUUACAUCGGGCAAAAUGAAACAUAUGUUUCCAAUUGUCACAAAAGUGGCUGAGGAAAUGGAAAAGGUGUUCAAGGACAAGGUGGGAAAUGCAAGUGGCGGUAAAACUUUGGAAGUCGUCGACUUGGUUGCACGUUAUACGGCCGAUGUGAUUGGCACUUGUGCUUUCGGUUUGAAGUGCAAUAGCUUAUACGAGCCUAAGGCGGAAUUCGUUCAAAUCGGUAGGAGAGCCGUAACUGAUCGUCGAUAUUACGGUCUCUUAGACUUCUUUAUCUUCGGUUUCCCCAAAUUGGCACGACGCUUGCAUCUGAAGUUAAAUGUACAAGAUGUCAGUGACUUUUAUACCAGGAUUGUAAGGGACACAAUAAACUAUCGUCUUAAGACCAAAGAGAAGCGUGGUGACUUUAUGGAUAGUUUAAUUGAAAUGUAUCAAAAGGAACUGGAAGGAGAUUCGGAGGAGGGACUUACAUUCGAUGAACUCUUAGCCCAGGCUUUCAUUUUCUUCGUGGCUGGCUUUGAGACCAGUUCAACCACUAUGGGCUUCGCCCUCUACGAGUUGGCUCAGCAUCAGGAUAUACAAAACAAAAUAAGAAAGGAAGUCAACGAAGUUUUGGCUAAGCACAACAAUGAAUUCACCUAUGAGAGUAUCAAGCAAAUGAAAUAUCUCGAGAAAAGUGUUAUGGAAACUCUACGCAAAUAUCCUGUUCUGGCUCAUCUAACACGUCUGACCAACACGGAUUAUACGCCCGAUGAUUCAAAAUAUCAUAUAGAUAAAGGCACAGUUGUAGUUAUACCUGCUUUGGGUAUCCACUAUGAUCCCAGUAUUUAUCCACAACCUGAGAAGUUUCAGCCAGAAAGAUUUACCGAAGAGGAAAUUCAAGCUCGACCUCCUUGCACUUGGUUGCCAUUCGGAGAUGGCCCUCGAAAUUGCAUUGGUCUGCGUUUUGGUCUCAUGCAAACUUGUGUGGGUUUGGCCUACUUGAUAAAGAACUACAACUUUAGUGUGGCUCCAGAGACCCCGAUACCCAUGAAAUUAGUGACUAAGAACAUUCUGAUAUCAGCCGAGAAUGGCAUACCCUUGAAGGUUGAAAAACUGUAAUUAAUUUUAUUAUUAUAAUCAUACUUAUGUAUUACAUAUGCUCAGAUUAUUAAACCUAUCCUAAUCACCGGUAAA
Drosophila willistoni is the source of this 1589-nucleotide messenger RNA. Its product is annotated as probable cytochrome P450 6a23. NCBI's taxonomy places the organism in Eukaryota, Metazoa, Arthropoda, Insecta, Diptera, Drosophilidae. The transcript has 2 exons. The coding region runs from base 9 to 1514 and encodes 501 amino acids. The record is from RefSeq and is a predicted model, not a curated record. Gene Ontology annotation, molecular function: oxidoreductase activity, acting on paired donors, with incorporation or reduction of molecular oxygen; iron ion binding; monooxygenase activity.